This is a messenger RNA of Porites evermanni, 1089 nucleotides long. Lineage: Eukaryota; Metazoa; Cnidaria; Anthozoa; Scleractinia; Poritidae. The record is from the annotation of a GenBank genome assembly.
AUGGCCGAGGUUGUGGAGGUUGAGAAUGUUGAAACCCAAGGUUGUGAAUUUAUUAGUGAAAAAAUGUUAGAGGCCCAAAGAAAAGAUUUGUGCAAAGAACUUGAAAAGCACCCAUGUCUGUGGGAAACUUGUGGACCAGAGUAUAAAAACAAGCCACGAAGGUCAAGGGCUCUGGAUGAGUUAUGUCAAAAAUUUAACAUUUCACCAAGCUGUCUCAAAAAACAACUACAUAGCCUUAGAACGGCAUUGACAAGGGAAGUAAAGAAAGAAACCACAGAGGGUCAACAGUCGAGGUGGAAAUUUUACACCGCUUUAUCGUAUAUGAAAGAUGACGUUGUCCGUUCUCUUAAAGCGAAGGAAGAAACUGAGUGGACUGAAGAAGAGACGGAGCAAUUGAUUGAGUUUUACAAGCAAAACGACCAGCUAUGGAAUCAUCACCUUACUUCAUAUAGGGACAGAAACUUGAGAGACUUAAAUUUCAAGAAGCUGUGUGAAAUUCUACCGAACAGAAGCCAGGAUGAUGUUAAAAAACAGUGGAGUUCGUUAAAAACCAUUUUCUACCGGGAAUUAAAAAGGGAAGAAGACACGAAGGUGAGUGGAGCGGGUACCGACACGGCAUACUUUUCCCAAUGGAGAUAUUUCAAAGCAAUGAUGUUCAUAAAAGGGAGCGACGAUGUAGAUCCUGCCGUUACUGCCCUUGCAACUGCUGAUGAAAAAGAAAACGAGAGACCAGCCAAGAAAACAAAGGCAGAUAAAUUGAGAGAAAUGGACGAAAUAAAAUUUGAUUUUUUCAAGGAAGCCGUGAAAUGCCUUCAAAGCCCAGCAGCAGCAAGUCAGGAAAACAAUGAUUCAAUCAGCUUGUUUGUGAAGUCACUGGAGUCUCAGUUACGACGGUUUUCUGGUCGACAACUUGCUAUAGCAAAGAAAAGGAUUAACGAUGUCAUUUUUGAUUUGGAAAUGGAAUGCUACGUUCCUCAAGGUACACUUGCUCCUACAAGUACAUGUAGCUCGCUGUCUACAGGCCUCAAUGCUUUCAACCCACAAGCUCCAGUAACUAGUUUGAACUCUGACAAUUUUAACUGGUCUUGA